AUGGGACGGAGGCAGGUCGUGGUGUGGGGGCUGGUGCCGGAACCGGUGCUGGAGACUGGAGGCACUGCACACUCCCCUCACGACUCUCCACUCAAUAGCCCAACCAUCAACCACAUAGUAAAAGUAGUCACGCAGGUAUUACAUGGAAUCACCAAUCUCCUGGAACACAAUUCAGGGCUGCUCUCUGACCUGAGGAUAGUUCUGGUGGGGAAGACUGGAGCAGGGAAGAGUGCAACAGGAAACACCAUCCUGGGGAGGGAAGAUGCGUUUAAAGCAGAUGCGUCUCCAGUGUCUGUCACUGCAGAGACUAAGAAGAUGAGAGGAGAGAUGGAAGGGUGGAAGAUUGAAGUCAUCGACACCCCAGGGCUCUUUGACACAUCAGUGGAUGCAGUGACGAUGAAAGGAGAAAUAGACAAGUGUAUUAAGAUGUCAGUCCCAGGACCUCAUGUGUUCCUGCUGGUGAUCGGACUGGGGAGGUUCACAGAGGAGCAGAGGAACACUGUGAAGUGGAUCCAGGAGAAUUUUGGAGAAGAAGCAUCAAAGUACACCAUCAUUCUGUUCACUGGAGAAGAUCAGCUGGGGAUGAAAUCAGCUGAGGUCUUUGUGAAGGAGAGUGAAGAGCUCCAGGCUCUCAUCGCUCAAUGUGGCGGCAGAUACCACUUUUUCAAUAACACUAAGAGAGUUGACACCACUCAGGUCACAGAGCUGCUGAGGAUGAUAGAGAAGAUGGUGAAGGAGAAUAAAGAAAAAUACUACACCCAUGAGAUGUUCGAGAAGGCCCAGGAAAAGAUGUACCAGGAGGUUCAGAGGAAGAUCGAAGAGGAGGAGGAGAGGAAGAGAGAGGAGGCGAGGACACACUACACCAAUUAUGAGAAAGAGAUCAAGAAAAAUCAGUUUGAUGACCUUGAACACAACACUCUUGUCUGA
Salvelinus fontinalis (brook trout) is the source of this 927-nucleotide messenger RNA. Its product is annotated as GTPase IMAP family member 7-like. The coding region runs from base 1 to 927 and encodes 308 amino acids. The record is from RefSeq and is a predicted model, not a curated record. Gene Ontology annotation, molecular function: GTP binding. NCBI's taxonomy places the organism in Eukaryota, Metazoa, Chordata, Actinopteri, Salmoniformes, Salmonidae. The transcript is spliced from 5 exons.